Messenger RNA from Hydractinia symbiolongicarpus, 1017 nucleotides. RefSeq lists its product as uncharacterized. Lineage: Eukaryota; Metazoa; Cnidaria; Hydrozoa; Anthoathecata; Hydractiniidae. Bases 1 to 1017 code for a protein of 338 amino acids. Gene Ontology annotation, biological process: DNA repair; telomere maintenance. The record is from RefSeq and is a predicted model, not a curated record. The transcript has 2 exons. Gene Ontology annotation, molecular function: DNA helicase activity.
AUGUUGCUAUUGCAUACAUCUGGUGCAACUUCUUUUGAAGAUUUACGAACUGUCAAUGGCAAUAUUGCUGAAACAUUUCGUAACGCAGGAUGCAAGAGGACAAAGUACAAGGAUGAAAUUUAUGAAGAUUAUAUUCGACGAAUGAAUGAGGAACAGGCUGAGUACAGGCUGCUUCAAGAUAUUAAUUCUGUACUUAGGCAAUUUGGUAAAUCUCUUGCUGAUUAUAAUCUUCCUCAUUUAGAUGUAUUACCCCCAGCUGAAAACAUUGAUAUAGCUAUAGAGGCCGAAAGAGCUUCUCAACUAAGGGCUCAACUUACCUACGAACAGACUGCACUGGCUAAUGCAGUCAUAGAAGCUGUUGUAAAUGUUGCUAACACUACAGCCCAAAACAACCGUCUGUUUUAUUUAAAAGGUGCUGGUGGUAGCAGUAAAAUCUUUAAUUUUAAUUACCUUAUGUCUAAACUUACAGGCAGAGGUUUCCAAGUUGGAACUCCUGCAUUUACUGACAUAGCAACACUUUUGAAAAAGGGUACCAUCAUUCAUAGACUAUUCCGGUUACCUGUUUCCAUUGUAGGGAAAAGUACAUGCAGCAUAACCCCGGUUUCUGCUUAUGCUGCAGAAUUGCGACGAAAGAAUCGUCUUCUACAAGAUAUUUGUAAUAAUGAACUUCCAUUUGGAGGUAAAGUUGUUCUUUUAGGUGGUGAUUUUUCACAGUUACUGCCUGUUGUCAGAAAAGGAAAAUCAACUGAAAUUGUAGACAUGUGUUUAAAAAGUUCUCCAUUAUGGCACUUGUUUAAAGAAUUUCGAUUACAUCGAAACAUGAGAACAAGGCCAGGAGAACAACAAUUUGCUGCAAGUCUUCUGCAAGUUGGAAAAGGUGUUUUACCUGUUCGGGAGCAAGAACCUUUCCAAGGUGCAAUUAAAGUGCCAUCCCAAUGCGUGAUAGAAUAUGAAUGUAUUGUUGAAACUUUGUUUAGGGAUUUUUACCGGAAAUUAUGGCAUUAUCUGUGGUACUAA